GCAGUCCUCCUUUGUCAAGCUCUCCAAACGCCAUCUUGAGUUGAUGGUUGCGGUAAUCUGAAGGAGGUUUACACGAAUACUUUGGUAAUAUUUCUAAAUAUAUUCAACUAUAGAGGGAUAUCAAGGAUAGGCUAAUAGCGCUUUAAAGCAUUUUUGGUCGGACAUGGCUACGGGAGCAAAUGCAACUCCUUUGGGGAAGUUGCACCCAAGCAUUGGCGCAAAACGAGGCUUCGACGCCGGGCCGGGUGCGGGUCUAAUGGCUCCGCCAGGCCCUCCAGUGUCAUUUCCUUCUCUUCAAAAUUUUCAGCAGCCUCAGGUGCCCAAUGUUUCUUUUCCUCAACCGCUCCAAUUCGCGCCUGCUGCAGUCCCAACCUUCCCAGUCUCAAUCCCACAGCCAGGACCUGGGAUGAAAUCGCCAGCUGGAGUAGAUUUCGGUCAGAAGAAGGCAAGGAAGAAGAGUCGUUGGAGCAGCGAGACUCCUGAUCAGAAGACGGUUAUCCCUGGAAUGCCCACAGUCAUUCCCCCUGGGCUGACCCGCGACCAAGAGAGAGCAUAUAUAGUCCAACUGCAGAUUGAAGACCUGACUCGUAAACUGCGUACGGGAGACCUGGGAAUCCCUGUAAACCCUGAGGACAGGUCUCCGUCGCCAGAGCCCAUCUACAACAGCGAGGGCAAGCGCCUGAACACCCGCGAGUACCGCACGCGCAAGAAGAUCGAAGAGGAACGCCAUGCCCUCAUCACAGAGAUGGUCGGACUCAACCCCGAGUUCAAGCCUCCCGCCGACUACAAGCCUCCCGCCACUAGGGUGAGCGACAAGGUCAUGAUCCCUCAGGACGAGUACCCCGAAAUCAACUUUGUGGGGCUACUGAUUGGACCGCGUGGUAACACUCUGAAGAACAUUGAGAAGGAGUGCUGCGCUAAGAUCAUGAUCCGCGGGAAGGGCUCGGUGAAGGAGGGCAAAGUGGGGCGCAAGGAUGGGCAGAUGCUGCCGGGGGAGGACGAGCCCCUGCACGCCCUCGUCACAGCCAACACCAUGGAGAACGUCAAGAAGGCCGUCGAGCAGAUCCGCAACAUCCUGAAGCAGGGUAUUGAGACACCCGAGGACCAGAACGACCUGCGGAAAAUGCAGCUGAGGGAGCUGGCCAGGCUCAACGGCACCUUGAGAGAGGAUGACAACAGGAUCCUCCGCCCGUGGCAGAGUACAGAGCAGCGCAGCAUCACAAACACCACCCUCUGCACCAAGUGUGGCGGGGCCGGCCACAUCUCCUCCGACUGCAAGUUCACCAGCACCUAUGCCCCUCGGCCAGGGGAGCCUCCCCAGUCUGCGCAGGACAAGGCGCGCAUGGAUAAGGAGUACCUGUCGCUCAUGGCGGAGCUCGGCGAGGCGCCCGUGCCCUCCUCCGGCGGCGGUGGCGGCGGCCACGGCGGCCACUCCAGCAACCACAACUCCGGCCCCCGCGGCUCUGGACACGGCAACAACCACCAGGGCCCGCCGAGCCGGCCGCCCUGGAUGAACUCGGGCCCGUCUGAGAACAGGAACUUCCACAACAUGCACGGCGGCCACGGAGGUCACGGAGGUCACGGCGGGCACCACAACUUCCCGCCCCCCAUGCCCAGUAUGGGAGCUCCCCCCAUGCCGCCCAACCCCAACGGGAUGCCCCCGCCGUGGAUGCAGCCGCCACCUCCGCCCAUGGGCCAGGGGCCUGCUCCCCCCGGACACCCGAUGGGUCUGCUGCCACCACCUAUGGGCAUGAUGCCCCCUCCUCCCCCUCCCCCCAACGGUCAGCCCCCACCGGCCCCCUCUGGACCUCUGCCGCCAUGGCAACAGCAGGCCCCACCACCUCCUCCCACCAGCAUGGCGACCAGUGCACCACUGCCGUGGCAACAGAACACCACAACCACGUCCUCCCCUGGCACGGGUAACCUGCCGCCAUGGCAACAGCCCCAGCAGUCGGCUGCCUCUGCCUCCCAGCCGCCUCCUCCAAUGGGAACGCCAUCCAUGGUGCCCCCUCCUCCAGGAGUCCAGCCCCCUCUGCCCCCCGGCGCCCCUCCUCCUCCCCCCCCACCCCCUCCCGGCUCUGCGGGUAUGAUGUAUGCGCCCCCGCCGCCACCUCCCCCAAUGGACCCCUCCAACUUCGUCACCAUGAUGGGCAUGGGGGUGCCUGGCAUGCCACCUUUUGGAAUGCCGCCUGCACCCCCUCCCCCUCCACCACAGAAUUAAGAUGACAUCACAACCCCCCCCCCCCCCCCCCCCCCUCUCUCUCUCUUUCAACCUCACACAUGUGCCCCACCCUGCCAUCCCAGAAUAUAAACCUCCUCCGGUCUCCAUGUCAACCACGCGGGAAGGCUCUUCUGCAGGACUUUGACUGGAUUCGUCGGUAGCUGUUCAGCUGCGGACUACUCUGCUUGUGUCGGGUUGCUGCUUUUAUUCAGAAAAAGAAAAGAUUUCAGAUUGUUUGGAUUUUUUGUGGUUUGACUUCUUGUAAAUCUGUUUAAUUUAAUUUUUGAUCCAAUAUGAUUUUUUUUUUUUUCCAUUUAUAUAUUGCAAUGUUUCUGAUCUUAGUCUUGAGUUUGGUUAAUUGUCCCUGACUGGGAAGGAAUGGCAUGUGAUACUUUUUUCAUUAUAAUUAUUAUUUGUCUUCCUCUCUUUUGGUGAAGGUGCAUUGAAACUUCCAUCAACUCCUCUGUCCCGUGAAUAGUGAGUCUCUUUAAGAUACAGAUUUGACAUUCCAACCAGUAAGUGAUCAUUUUAUAUCAGUGCAGUGCAGAAUUUAUUUUCUUGCUUAAAGAAAUUACAUUAAUCGUAUAUAUUAAUCUCAACAAAGGCUUCAGAUGUUCUUAAUUUUUCAACUUCCAUUAAGCUGUACAAAAUCGCUUCUGCGUCCCAUUCACAAGCCCACACCCAAAUUAACACUUCAUCUGACGUGUUCACUGCCUUCCUUGAAGUUUUACUAAAUAUUUUUGUAAAGAGGUUGAAAUAAAAUAAUACAUACAAAAACAAAAGGUAUAGUGAGAAACAAAACAAACAAACAAAAAAAAGGAUAUUGCUUUGCCAUGCUUACUGCACCUAGCCUACACGCCAUUGGUCUUCAUGUAAAUACAGGUUACAGGUUCUUAUUUUUUUAGUAUUAAUUAUUUUUUUUCUGUACAUUUUUGAUUGAAAAAUGAAUGCAUGUGUCUUGAUUAGAGUUGAAUACGAGUGGGUUGGACUGCUGAGAUUGGGCCCCUACAUUAAGUGCUAUUAUUAUUUCUGGCAGUACAUUGGAUUGAUUCCAAAUCUCAAUCGAGCGUCAGGUCUCGGCAGCCUCUUCAACUCCCCUGUUUUAUGGUCAUGCAUCUUGUACUAGUGGGUCUUUUUUUUUUUUCUUUUCUUUCUUUUUUUUGUUGAGUUUUUGAUAAUUUUAAAAGCCUACAGAUGAGUUUGAUCACAUGGUAUUAAGGACAAACUGCAUUACCCUGCAUUUUGCUUACUUCUCUCAUGGCGUCUGUGUCUGGCCCUAAGUUGUGAAGUCUAGUUUGAGAAGAUAUCAUAAAAAGGAAACAAAAAAAAAAAAAACACUUGGAGUUUGUUGCUUGUAAUUAAACCCACUCUUCUUAAA
Molecule: messenger RNA, 3599 nt
Organism: Sardina pilchardus (European sardine)
Lineage: Eukaryota; Metazoa; Chordata; Actinopteri; Clupeiformes; Clupeidae
Gene: sf1
Product: splicing factor 1
Exons: 12
Coding region: 164-2221 (685 amino acids)
Biological process (GO): regulation of mRNA splicing, via spliceosome
Cellular component (GO): nucleus
Molecular function (GO): zinc ion binding; mRNA binding
Source: RefSeq, a predicted model, not a curated record